Ochotona curzoniae (black-lipped pika) is the source of this 1780-nucleotide messenger RNA. RefSeq names its product zinc finger protein 524 (gene ZNF524). Gene Ontology annotation, biological process: regulation of transcription by RNA polymerase II. Gene Ontology annotation, cellular component: nucleus. Gene Ontology annotation, molecular function: RNA polymerase II cis-regulatory region sequence-specific DNA binding; DNA-binding transcription factor activity, RNA polymerase II-specific. Bases 494 to 1258 code for a protein of 254 amino acids. Lineage: Eukaryota; Metazoa; Chordata; Mammalia; Lagomorpha; Ochotonidae. The transcript has 2 exons. The record is from RefSeq and is a predicted model, not a curated record.
GGAGGAUUCGAAAAGCGUCGAGCGGGACUGAGAUAAGACCAGGCACCAUCUUAACACUCAGCCCUUCAGGAGACCGAGAAGCCGGCCGGGCGCCAUGUUCGUUACGGGCAGCGCGCUGCCAUUUUCUCGCCUCUCCUCCUCCUGGUGCCGAUGCUCGGGUCACCCGGCUGGGUGCUUUGUGAGGAAAAAAAAAAAGAAAAAUAAUAAAAACAUGUGUACGUGCUCGGCGAUGUGGUGGGGGGCCGUUCCCCGGCGGGGGCGUCCGGGGCAGCAGGUGCACAGGCUCGCUCCGCGCGCGGCCCUGCCGGUCCUUAGGACCCAGCGAGGCCCCUUUGUUCCCCGCAGGCGCGCGACCCGCGUGGGGGGAGCGGAGGCCCCGCGUGCCCGCCCCUGCCCACGCGCCGGCCCGUGGCCCCCCGCGCGUUCACGGGCGAGCCAGGCGACAUGCAAAUGAGCCAGCUCCAGUGUGUAGACCCAAGCCCCCCACUGCUCCAUGGACACCCCCAGCCCAGACCCGUUGCCUUCGCCUUUGCUUGGAGAGGAAGAGCGAGCUCUGGCCUUGCCGCCUGCAGCUCCCGGAGGCCCAGCUCCCGCGGGGGGCACCUCCUCCCGCCGGGCGCUCAAGGCCUCUGGUCCACGCAGGCGGGGUCGCCGCUGCAAGGCAGGGCCGGAGCCGGCGGGGCCGGGGGCCACAGCAGGGGACCUGCUGCUGAUCGAUGAUCAGGGCGUGCCCUACACGGUCUCCGAAGGGUCGGCGUCGGGCGGGCCCGAGGGCUCAGGCCCCAAGAAGGCGCCGCACCUGUGCGUCGUGUGCCUGCGCGCCUUCCCCUACCUCUCCGACCUGGAGCGUCACAGCAUUUCGCACUCGGAGCUGAAGCCGCACGAGUGCAAGGCCUGCGGCAAGACCUUCAAGCGCUCCAGCCACCUGCGGCGCCACUGCAACAUCCACGCCGGCCUGCGGCCCUUCCGCUGCCCGCUCUGCCCGCGUCGCUUCCGCGAGGCGGGCGAGCUGGCGCACCACCACCGCGUGCACUCCGGGGAGCGCCCCUACCAGUGCCCCGUCUGCCGACUGCGCUUCACCGAGGCCAACACGCUGAGGCGCCAUGCCAAACGCAAGCACCCCGAGGGCCUGGGCGCGCCCCUCGGGCCCCCGGACCCAGGGUCCGAGCCGCCGUGGGACGACGAGGGCAUCCCGGCCACCGCGGGGGCCGAAGAGCAGGGGGAGGAGGAGGAGGCGGGAGGGCAGGAGCCGGCCUGACCCACAUCCCCGGCCCCCGCGCCCCAGGCCAGACUUAGAGCUGGCUCUGCAGCAGGUGCUGGGCCUGGGCAAGGAGGCCGGGCACCCUUCCGGGAGGGCGCGGAGGGUGGACACCGAAGCUUCUGGAUCCUGCUGCCGUCUGCCGCGGUCCCCAGGACUAGGAGGCGCUCAGAGGCCAGGAUGGAGACACCCUGCCUCCAGGCUUCCUGUGCUGCGCACUCGCGCGCGCACGUGGGUUCCGUGGCGACACUGCCCUGCCGGAGUGCCUGGGGUGGGAGAGGACCCCCACCCACGCGCAUCACGCGCGCCGUUAGGUGCCAAUCACCAAAGAAGUAGCGCCGACGAGGCCUUCACUCGUCCGCCGCCGUUCCCGGGAGUCCCUAGGGUACCCCCCAAAUAAAUAUGCAAUCGAAGUCAAACCUUGGAGACCCUUCCAUGCAAACGUAUAGCAAGCCCAUUCCCUACGCCGUCCACACUCCCAGAAGCACGGGCGCGGGGGGACUAAAGCCGGCUGACCUGCGC